Closterium sp. Naga37s-1 is the source of this 1917-nucleotide messenger RNA. Lineage: Eukaryota; Viridiplantae; Streptophyta; Zygnematophyceae; Desmidiales; Closteriaceae. The record is from the annotation of a GenBank genome assembly.
AUGGCGCCUGCUCGACCAAGGGAGCCUGUGUACCGCUCCCCCCACGGGCGCACUCAUCCGUUUCUCCGCGCGCGCGGUCAUUCCUUCCGUCGCCGCCGCCCCCCUCGCCCGCCGCUGUCCAGCCAGGCUCGUCAUCGACCCCAGCUUCAAGCUCCUGCCGCCCAGUCCCACCCGUUGCAACUCCCUCCACCUCAGUCGCAGUCCGCGUCAUCUCAACUGGGUGCGCCGGCUGCGCAGGCGCAGUCUGCGCCGCCUGUCCCUCCGUCGCGGCCCCCUCCUCCUGCUCCGGAUCCGGCGUUGCCUCCGCGGACGCGUCCUUCUGACCCUGUCGCUCCGUCCUCUCAGGCCGAUCACGCUCCUCCGUUAGGCGAACUGGCGCAUCCCCCGUCGUCGGCACCAGGGCCAGGCCCGGCGCCGCCUCCCCCUCAGCCGUCUCGUCCACCUCAUGCGCCGCCCUCGUCGGCGCCGACCCAUGCUGGGCCAUAUGCUUAUACGUACCCGCCUCGGCUGGAUGUGGCGGACUCCGCUCCUCCUGGCCCUCGGGGGCUCCCUUUUCCUGUUCCCCGCCUAUUGCGGGCCUCGGCGCCAGCACCCCCUCGUGCCGGGGUCUCGUCCCCCUGCAGCUCGGUUCGGAUUUGUGAGUUCCCCCCGUUGUUGUCUUCUCCCCGCUCGCCGCGUGAUGUCCUUCCCUGCCCCUCACUCUUCUGCUGUGUCGUUUCCCCCGUUUCCCGCCGUCUUGCACUCCCUCCGGUCUCGCAGCAUCAGCCUGUGCCUGGCCUCGCCCGCGGCUACUGGAGCGAAGACGAGGUGCCUGGCACCCCUCGUGACCCUGGGAUGGAUUGGGAUGGUGGCUUUUCGUGGCCCCAGGCGCCGGGCGAAGGGAACUGGAACUGGAACACUCCCCCCCCGAGCCCUCCUUGGAGGGAGCCACAGUCUGGAGGCGGGAUGCGCAUUCAGGAGGUUGGCCGUUGCGUGACUGAGCUCUCGUUCGUGCUUGACCUCCUGCAUGACGCCCUUCAGUCUCGGGAGCUGGUAGCGAGGGACCCGCAGAUGAAUGAAGACCAGCAGGGUCAGGUGCGGCGGGCAGUGUCGCGCGCGCUGUGGGAUGUCCUUCAUCUGCCGCUUGAGCCCGAGGACCCGGCGCUGGACGAUGGACCUGGCGCUGCGGCUUUCCGCAUGGUAGCCACGGCUGCUGAGGAGCACCCGCUUGGGAUCGGUGGUGCACCUGCUGCUGCUGCUGCUGCUGCUGCUGCUGCUGCCGCUCCUGCUGCUGUUGCUGCUGCUUGUGCUGCAGCAAUAGACCAGCACUGCUGCUGCUGCCCCAACAACAUCCCGCGAGGCCCAAACUGCACACACGCGGAAGGGCGCGUGGAAGGGCGUGUGGUGUGGCAUGCGGAAGGGCGUGCGGCGAGGUGUGUGGGCCAUGUGGAGGGGUUUGGGGAGGGGUAUGCGGAGGGGUAUGCAGAGGGACGUGCAGAAGGGCAUUCAGAGGGUCAUGCAGAGGGGCCUGCUGAGGGGUGUGGUGGGGGGCGUGCUCAGAAGCAUGCAGAUGGGGAUGCAGAGGGGCAUGUGGAUGGGCGUGUGGAUCAGGGUGUGAUGCGGCAUGUGAAGUGGCGUGUGAAUGUGAAGGGGAAUGUGAAGGGGUAUUUGAAGGGGCAUGGGAAGUGGCAUGUGAAGCAGCAUGUGAGUGGGCAUGUGAGCAGGCAUGUGAAGGGGAAUAUGAAGCAGCGUGUGAAGGGACAUGUGAAGGGGGAUGAGAGGGGGAAUGUGAAAGGGCAUGUAAAGGAGCAUAUGAAGGGGCAUGUGAAGGGGCAGGGGCAUGUGGAGGGUCAUGUGAAGGGGCAUGUGAAGGGGCAUGUGAAGGGAGAUGUGAAGGGGCAUGUGAAGGGGGAUGUGAAGCAUCUUCCUCCUGAGUAG